Messenger RNA from Didymodactylos carnosus, 3861 nucleotides. The record is from the annotation of a GenBank genome assembly. Lineage: Eukaryota; Metazoa; Rotifera; Eurotatoria; Philodinida; Philodinidae.
AUGGCUAAUAACGGUCGCCAUCAUUCUACAUCCACAAACGAAUUUAAUCUGACCUUGACUGGAACAUCACUUUCAGGUCAUCAUCAGCAACAAAAUAAUCAACAGUCGUCUCGUGCAACGACUCCAAAGCAAACGUCACGACCUGGAAGUGCGAGAAGUAGUUCGUAUUUAGGUGGAGGAGAAUCGACAAAACGUUCAACAACACCACAGAGACAAGGAGUUGUUCAUACCGUGUCGAGUGGACAUAUUUCAUCAACCCCGCAUAGAAGUACACAACAGGGAAAAGAAAAUCGAACGACUGCUAUUCGAGAAAGGCGCAACAGUGGCUCAUAUCGUCCAGCAUGGUUCACCCAAGCUACUAGCGAGAAUAACGAUGACAGAACAAAUCACAAUCAAGACUUUGGAACUGAAUUAAGACACUCCUCAUCUUCGAGUGCCUUUCGUACCAUUCAUAGCCCUCGUGAUUCGGAUAGAAGUCCUAAUCCUCCAUCCACUGGACGUAUUCCAAACAAUAAUAUACUCGAUACUCAAAGUCUUCAACGAUAUUCCGAUGAUAUUGAUGCAUUCUUUACGGAUGAUAUGACCCCGAAAAGAACGAAAAUGGAACAGACUCAAUCUCAACCUCAAACACAUAAUGAUAUCGAAUCAUCGUGGGAUGAUACGAGGCGAUGGAUAGAUGAAAUAAAUCAAAUGCAACAUUCACAAUCGUUACCACAACAAAAUGCCGAGCAUCAAUAUCAUCCAACAGACGACGAUACAUAUAAAACCAACGAUCAUAACGCUUCGACGAUCCAAUCUCAACGUCAGCCUUCACAUAUGAGUAGUCGCGGAGUUGGUCCAUCAAUGAUGCAUGAUACAUUAAUGUCGCGUGAUAGUUUAAGUUUAAUGCAAUCAAAUUAUAAUCCGAGAUCACAACAGCUGAAAGCCUCACAAAUAGCAGGCGUCUCUCAGCAAACACCAAUGGAAUUAGAUCUCCGAAAGAAAAUGGCUACAGUUACUAUUCAGAGGUGGUAUAGGAAAGUUAAAAUGAGAAGAAGAAUGGCUGAAGCAGCCUUGAAAAGAGUAUUAGAACAGAAAAAACUAGAGCAUCAAGCUAGUGCUGAACGAACGCGAGAAUUAGAAAAAUUUACGUUAUUAGAACAGAAGCGAAAUCGAGAAGAAAAAGCAAGGAAUGCACGACUUGUCACGAUUAAAGACACUCAACGUAAACGUGAUCAAUCAAAACAACAACAAGAUGCCGAUUUACAUCGUGUCCGAACACCAACGUCAUCGAAUCGAGGCUCAUAUUCAUCACGGACAGGAAUAAAAAGAGCAGAUAGUAAUAGUAGAACUCCCCGGUUAAACAAUGAUAGAGUGCCGUCACCAAUGCCACCGAAACAGGAUAAUGAACAACAGAAUCAAACAUCCUCAAUAGGGUUUGAAAAAGUAAACAAAUCAAUCUCCGGUGGUGAUAUAAGUGAGCAUGUAACAUUGACCAGUAGUACAUCAUCAGCUUCAAAAGUAACAUUGAAUGAUGUUUAUGAAACAUUGAGAAAAUUAGAACAAGUCGAACAAUUUCCACUGCAACGAAAUGAAAGUGGUAAGGUACCCAAUAUUGCCUAUCUAAAUGACUCGACACUAGAUGCUUCUGAUACUCUAGCUGAGAAUAAUUCUCGUUCAUCCAAACCCUUAGAAUCUAUUUUAUCUUAUCUUGAUCAAGAAACACAAAAGACAAACGAUAUAACCAUUGAAUCUGUCAGAUCUCAAAAGUCCACCAGUCGAUUGCACGAUCGACCCCCACAACCGAUUCGAACAAGUACAGUUCAACUGGUGAAUCAGCAACAACAAACAACAACGCAACAACAACGUGAAGAUGGUCAACAGCUACAGCAUCCACCUAUCCCUUAUAAUGUCAGAUUUGCCAAUUCCGAUCAUACACUACAGCAACACUCAAACAGAAGUAAAGACAGUGGUAGACAAACGCCUACAAGUGUGAGAAAUGCAUCUGAUAGAAAAUUAGCGCAAUCAUUAGCAAUGCCACAUAUGCAGCAGACAGAUUCGCAAAGACAGUAUCAGAUAUCUACUCCACAUAAAUCGUUAGCUAUAAAUCCUUCCAACACAAUUCAUGAUGAGCAUAAUAACAACGAAGAAUAUUCUUCUCAACAACGUGACAGUGGCAUUCUAUAUGAUGAUCAGAAUAUGGAUAAAGACGAUGAUAUUGACGAUUAUGCGACACGAACAACUCAAGAUGUCACACAACAAAUUUUAAAAUUAAGAAUGAAUAAUGAAGAAAAACAACGGACAGUAUUUUUGCUACAACAACGAUUGAAUCAACAACGUGAAUUAAAUGUUCGUCAUGCCAAAGAAGCUGAUCGCGAAAUGAUGCAUCGUUUACAGUUGCAAAAAGAAGAAUAUGAAAGUGCAAUUAAAAGACAUUUGACAUUCAUUGAUCAAUUGAUUGAUGACAAGAAAAAGUUGAGUGAACGUUGUGAAAAAGUCGUCAAUGAAAUUAAACUUAUUGAUAAAAAAUAUUCGGAUAAAAUUCGUCUACUUGAAGAUAAUCAUCGAAUAGAAAUACAAAAAUUAAAAGAUGUUCAUGAAGCAGCUGAGAAAUUACGACGUGAGAGAUGGAUUGAUGAAAAAACUAAAAAAAUUAAAGAGUUAACUGUUCGUGGUUUGGAACCCGAAAUACAAAAACUCAUCUCAAAACAUAAAGCUGAAAUACAAAAAAUAAAAUCAAUUAAUGAAGCAGAAUUAUUACAAUCGGAUGAGAGAGCAGCACAACGAUAUGUGCGAAUGACAGAAGAAUUGCGAGAUCAAUUGGAACGUGAGAAAGAACAAGCCAUAAUGAGAGAACGAGAUUCAGCGCGAGAGCGAUAUGAGAAAGCAAUUCGAGAUGAAGAAAAAGCAUUUACGGAACAACGACGUCGAUUAUUUGCUGAAAUUGAAGAGGAAAAAAAUAGAUUAGCUGAACAAGCAACAAAACAACGAAAUGAAUUAGACAAACUUCGAAAAGAUGUUGAAGAUAAUCAUCGUAAUGCUGUUGAUGCCAUGAAGCGAGAAUAUGAAGCAGCCAGAUUAGAGCAAGAAAGAAGACAUCAGGGUGAAAUUCGUGAAUUGAAAGAAAAAUUAGAAAUUGAGAAACAGAGUUGGGAAGAAAAUUAUAUGAAAAAACAAGAGACAAAUCUAGCUGGAAAAGAACGUGAAUUACGCGACCAAAUGAAACGUGAGAGAGACAAAGAAAUCGAAAAAGUCAUCUCACAGUUAGAAACAGAUACAACAAUGUCUAAAGAAGAAGCAGAAAGAGCGGCUGAAAAUAGAGUCAAACGAAUCCGUGAUAAAUAUGAGUCUGAAUUACGUGAAGUUGAGUAUUCCGAACGACAAACACAGGAAAGAUAUAAUCAGUUGAAAGCACAAUAUACCGAAGUCGAAGGUGAUAAUGAACGUUUCAAAGUAAUUGUAAAACAGAAAGAUACAGAAAUUAAUGACAUUCGAAAGAUUACAGAUACAUUACAAAAGGAACGUGAACGUCUAUCAGAUAUAAUACGUCAAGAGUUUGCUGAUCGUUUGGUUUUAACAGAAGAUGAAAAUAAACGUUUGAAAAUUGAAAUGGCCGAAUUAAGAUCUCGUCAACAAAUCGAUAUAGAUCGAAAAAAGGAAGAAAUUGAUACUUUACAACGGGAAAAAGAUCAAGAAUUAGAAAAAGUACACGAAAAAAUAAAACAAGCGAUAACCAAAAAAGAUGAACAAGUAACUCAAUUAAGACAACAAUUUGAAUCGGCUGUUAAACGAGCUGAUCAUUUGGAAGGUUUACUUGAACAACAACGAAAAUUAAUUUCAACUCCAGCAACAGCUAAUACAACAAAUCAAAAAAAAUCCUGA